This is a messenger RNA of Lutra lutra (Eurasian river otter), 2500 nucleotides long. RefSeq names its product signal transducing adaptor family member 1 (gene STAP1). Gene Ontology annotation, biological process: positive regulation of B cell receptor signaling pathway; cell surface receptor protein tyrosine kinase signaling pathway. Lineage: Eukaryota; Metazoa; Chordata; Mammalia; Carnivora; Mustelidae. Gene Ontology annotation, molecular function: protein kinase binding; signaling adaptor activity. The transcript is spliced from 10 exons. The record is from RefSeq and is a predicted model, not a curated record. Bases 774 to 1637 code for a protein of 287 amino acids.
UGGUCUAACUGGAGGGAAUGCUCAGGCCUGAUCUAUACUAAAUCUAGAGUAAAUCUGAAAUACAGAAGGUGAAAUAAGAAAUGGUGGAACUUCUCAGGAUCCUUGCAAAACAUACCAGGUUCCACCACUGUUCCUUCUCCCAUCAUUUCUGCACAGUGCUGAGCCAGAUCCGGUCUCUCACAGACCCUUUCUCACAUGCAACGACUGAAUGAAUUUUGGACCCAGGGUGGCUCUCUAAAUCACACUAGAUAAUUGUACAGACCCCAUGUAUGCAUCAUAGCAUCAGUGACCCACAACUCAGAAAGCAUAAAAGAACAAACUAAAAGUGUGAAAUAUUAUAGUUUUCUCUGCCAAACACAUUUCGCCAAGUAUCAACUGGUAACCCACAAACUCAAAAUUCUUACUGACAAAAUAUAAAAAAUCCCAUGGUUCCCAUAUCUGUGGUUUGUAUUUAGAGGACCAUCAAAAUGGGCAUAGGAUAAGGAACUCCAUUUAAAAAAAAAAAAGUAAGCAAGCUCAGCCCUAAAAGAUUAACAACACAAAUAGUAGUAAUAAAAUUAUCCUGUUAAGUGAUUUUUAAUCAAGUGGAGUUAACUCAAGUCUUGUCUCCUAGGGAUGAAAAUGGAAAUCAAUAAACAAAAAAGGUGGAAGAAAACAGUGUGACCUUGAUGACUCCUCCAAAGUCCAUCAUGACCGCAUUGGUUCUUUUCAUCCCCUGGAGAUCUCAUUUUGAGACUGGAUAUAGUUGAAAUCGAACGACAUACUGAGAGGGUAUGAUGGCUAAGAACCCCCCGAAACCAGCCCCUCGCAGGAUCUUCCAAGAAAGGUUAAAGAUUACUGCUCUACCUUUGUAUUUUGAAGGGUUUUUGUUAGUCAAGAGGUCAGAAUACCAGGAAUAUAAACAUUACUGGACAGAGCUGAGAGGAACUACACUUUUCUUUUAUUCUGACAAAAAAAGUCCAACAUAUGUUGACAAGUUAGACCUAAUAGACCUCACAUGUCUUACUGACCAGAAUUCAACUGUAAAGAAUUGUGCAAAAUUCACCCUUGUUUUGCCAAAAGAGGAAGUGCAACUGAAGAUAGAGAACACAGAAAGUGGGGAAGAAUGGAGAGGCUUCAUUCUUACAGUAACAGAGCUGUCAGUUCCCCUACACGUGUCCCUCCUCCCUGGGCAAGUAAUUCGACUGCACGAAGUCCUAGAGAGAGAGAAAAAAAGGAGGAUUGAGACAGAGCAGACCCCGAGCUCAGCUGUGGAAAAGAAGGAACCGACCGAAGAUUAUGCAGAUGUACUGAGUCCAAUGCCAGCAUGUUUUUAUACUGUGUCCCGAAAAGAAGCAACUGAGAUGCUUGAGAAGAACCCUUCUUUGGGAAAUAUGAUCCUGAGACCUGGUAGUGACAGCAAAAGCUACUCCAUCACUAUCCGGCAGGAGAUAGACAUGCCAAGAAUCAAGCACUAUAAAGUGAUGAGUGUAGGAAAAAACUACACUAUUGAACUGGAAAAACCCGUAACACUCCCAAACCUUUUCAGUGUCAUUGAUUAUUUCAUGAAAGAGACUCGAGGAAAUUUACGACCAUUUAUAUAUUCAGCUGAUGAAAACUUUGAGACUGAAGGAUUUCCUGUAACACCUCUAAAAUAAAAAAAAAAAGUUUAAGGUGAUGGUGAAUCUGAUAUAAUUUGCUUCAAGUCAGUUAUCUACUGUUAUGUAACAAACCACUCCAAAACAUGGUAGUUAAAUCAACAACCAUUUUAUUUGCUCACGAUUCUGUGCACUGGCAAUCUGGAUUGGAUUCAUUUGGGCAGUUCCUUUGCUAGUCUCACUUGCUGUCACUUACACAACUGUAACCAGCCGAUGGCCUGACCGGGGCUGCGUGUUUCAAGUUGGCCUCAUUCACACGUCUGGUGCCGGUGGCCAGCUGGAGCUGGCUGAACCACUCUCCUCACGUAUUCUCUAAUACUUGAGGAGUUAGCUCAGGCUCUCUCAUGUGAGAUCUGACUUGUUAAGAGGUGACGCAAACCUCAAGUCCUUGGGAUAGAAAUUCUUAGCGUUAAGGAUCAAGUAUGGCCCUGUUGGAGAUUUCAGUAUAUGUGAAACUGUGAAUUGAAUAAAUGGAUCCAAGUGUGAUAUAUCUUAUGUACAAAGGCUAAACUUCGUUCUUUCUACAAAAUUUAACUUACAUGCAAUAAAAUUCACUUUUUGGUAUAGAGUCCAAUGAGUUGUGACAACCACUAUCAGAAUCAAGAUACAGAAAGUUCCAUCACCUCAAAAAAAUGCCCCAAUGUUCUUUCUUUGUAGUCAACCCUUCUUCUCACCCACAAUCCCUAGCAACUACAGAUGUUUUCCACUCCUAUGGUUUUGCAUUUUCCAAAAUGUCAUAUAAAUGGAAUCACAGUAUAGAAAACUUUUGAGGCUGAUUACUUUUAUUCAUCAUAAUGUCUAGAGUCACGUAAGUGUUAUAUUAUUAGCUUGUUCUUUUUUAUUGUUGAAUAGUAUUUUACUGU